Molecule: messenger RNA, 252 nt
Organism: Ogataea philodendri
Lineage: Eukaryota; Fungi; Ascomycota; Pichiomycetes; Pichiales; Pichiaceae
Exons: 1
Coding region: 1-252 (83 amino acids)
Source: RefSeq, a predicted model, not a curated record
AUGUUGCCCUGGCUGUAUCCAAUACAAACACCGUUUUCCAAUACCUGUUCUUCGUCCAAAGAUGGAUCAAUAAUGACGUUCGAGCCCACCAGUCCCACCACAAACACAAGCACGGGCUGGAACUCGGAUGAUUCCGGGAUCAGGUCUGUGGCGAGCUCCCAGUCGUCGGCAAACGAGGGUUCUUCCUCGAUUUCGCGGUCGUUUGUGGUGGAUGUGAGUAAUGGUAAUUUGCAAGAUUUCAAUGCCAAAUAG